GCGCGGCGCUGCCCGGCGGAGGGACGGGGCGGGGAGCAAGGGGGGGCGAGGUCCGCCAAGGCAAUUAGCGCUAAUUAACGGAGGGGGCGCCGCGGCGGCGGGCGGGGACGGGUCAGGGUCUGGGGCCCGCGGGAGGAGCAGCGGCAGCGGCCGGAGCGGCAUCAGCGGCGGCGGGGGGAGCGGUGCUGCCGCCGCCGCGGCCCCGAGGGGCGGCUGUUGACCCCCCCCCCAGCCGGCUGCCGCCCCCGCCGCGGGGCGCCAUGGCCGUGGGCGGCUGAAGGAGCCCCAGCGCCCUCCCCCGGACGAGUUAAUGGUAAAGUAAUGGAUUCCAAAGAAUUGCUUAACCCGUUGGAUCAAGAUGAAACCAGGAAAAAUGCACUCAUCAGUACCAAAGGAGGGAUCGUGAUGGACUUCCAUCCACCCUUCAGGGGUGGAGCUACUGUCCAAGCCCCUGUGUCUACAUCUCCUCUCCCUGCAUCUUCUCAGUCAGAUUCCAGUCAGCAACCUGCUUUGGCUGACUUUCCAAAAGGAUUAGGAAACAAUGUGCCUCAGCCAGACCUUUCCAAGGCAGUGUCGCUCUCGAUGGGACUGUACAUGGGUGAAACAGACGCAAAAGUGAUGGGAAACGACCUUGGAUUUCCGCACCAGGGCCAAAUCGGCAUCUCUUCUGGAGACACGGACUUCAGGCUCCUGGAGGAAAGUAUUGCGAGCUUGAACAAGUCCUCGAGCCUGGCCGAGGACGCCAAGGGAACCGCGUCUUCUGAGGGGCCGCUCGAGCCGGAUUUCCCAGGCAUGGCCGCGCGCGGCGGCCCCGCGGAGUCGGGAGCUGCGGUCCAAGGCCAGGUGGGCUCGAAUGGCGGCAACUUGAAGUUGUUCUCUGAAGACCAAAGCACCCUGGAUAUCCUCCAGGAUUUGGAAUUGCCGCCGGUGUCGCCGGGCAAGGAGCCCAACGGGAGCCCGUGGCGGCUGGACCCGUUGCUCGAUGACGGCGGCUUGCUGUCCCCCAUAUCCGCGGACGACGCCUUUCUCCUGGAAGGAAGUCUCGGCGAAGACUGCAAGCCUCCUCUUUUAUCUGACACUAAACCUAAAAUUAAUGACCGUGGUGACCUUUUACCCAGUUCCAAAAUGCCAAUGCCUCAAGUGAAAACAGAAAAGGAAGACUUCAUCGAACUGUGUACUCCCGGCAUCAAGCAGGAAAACAUGGGCCCGCUUUACUGCCAGGCCAACUUCUCCGGGUCGAACCUGCUGGGUACGAAAGUCUCGGCCAUCUCCAUCCACGGUGUCAGCACCUCUGGGGGACAGAUGUACCACUAUGAUUUAAAUACUGCAUCGCUCUCUCAGCAGCAGGAUCAGAAACCAAUUUUUAAUAUCAUUCCAUCUCUUCCUGCCGGGUCAGAAAAUUGGAAUAGGUGCCCGGGAUCGGGGGACGAGGCGUUGGCUCCACUGGGAACGCUCAACCUCUCUGGCAGACCUGCUUUCUCUAAUGGCUAUUCAAGCCCUGGAAUGAGGUCAGAUGUAAGCUCUUCUCCAUCCACAACCUCAGCAACCACGGGACCACCUCCCAAGCUCUGCCUGGUGUGCUCCGACGAGGCCUCGGGGUGCCACUACGGGGUCCUGACGUGUGGCAGCUGCAAAGUCUUCUUCAAAAGGGCAGUGGAAGGGCAGCACAACUACCUGUGUGCCGGCAGGAACGACUGCAUCAUCGACAAGAUCCGCAGGAAGAACUGCCCCGCGUGCCGCUACCGCAAGUGUCUGCAGGCGGGCAUGAACCUGGAAGCCCGCAAGACCAAGAAGAAGAUCAAGGGGCUGCAGCAGGGCGGCGCGGCGGGCGCGCGCGAGGCCCCGGAGGCGGCCGGCAGCAAGAGCAUCGUGCCCGCCUCGCUGCCCCAGCUCACGCCCACCCUGGUGUCCCUGCUCGAGGUCAUCGAGCCCGAGGUGCUCUACUCAGGCUACGACAGCUCCCUGCCCGACUCCAGCUGGAGGAUCCUCUCCACGCUCAACAUGCUGGGCGGCCGCCAGGUGGUCGCUGCGGUCAAGUGGGCGAAGGCGAUCCCAGGUUUCCGAAAUUUGCACCUGGAUGACCAAAUGACCCUUCUGCAGUACUCCUGGAUGUUCCUGAUGGCUUUUGCUCUGGGCUGGAGAUCCUACAAGCAGUCCAAUGGCAACCUGCUGUGCUUUGCUCCAGACCUGAUCAUUAACGAGCAGAGGAUGAAUCUCCCAUGUAUGUAUGAACAAUGCAAACACAUGCUCAUGGUGGCCCGAGAGCUGUCCCGCCUGCAAGUCUCCUACGAGGAGUAUCUCUGCAUGAAGACCUUGCUUCUCCUCUCUACAAUUCCCAAGGAGGGCCUGAAGAGCCAGUCCCUGUUUGAGGAGAUCCGCAUGACGUACAUCAAGGAGCUGGGCAAGGCCAUCGUCAAGAGGGAAGGGAACUCCAGCCAGAACUGGCAGCGAUUUUAUCAACUGACUAAACUGCUGGACUCUAUGCAUGAUGUGGUUGAAAAUCUUCUGAGCUUUUGCUUCCAGACAUUUUUGGAUAAAUCCAUGAGUAUUGAGUUCCCAGAAAUGUUGGCAGAAAUCAUCAGCAAUCAGAUACCAAAAUAUUCCAAUGGAAAUAUCAAGAAGCUCUUGUUUCAUCAGAAGUGACUGCCUUAACACAAAGGGUUGCCUUAAGAAACCGUCACACGAUAGCUUUGUUUUGUAAAGAGAAAACCUACAGAACUUGUUCCUUUUGUCCUCGCAGGUGUUUCUUUUGUAAUUAUGCACUACAUGUGGUUUACAGAGGGCCAAGAGUUAGGCUGGAGAAGCAGCGGAUUUCUCGCGUUGGGGAAAGGAUUGGGGAGAAAGGAAAGGAAAGGAAAUCGUGGUUUUGGCAGAAAUUUUCUCUCUCCCCUCGUGCACCAUCCCUGGAUGCAUCAAACCACCAGUGACAAGCUCUGAGGCUGUUACAAACAUUCUGCUAAUUAAUUAAUUAAUUGCUGCAGUUGGCUGGAGACAAUUUUUUAGGCUUUUUUUUUUUAUUUUAGUAAAGUGUUUUGGAUUUUUUUUUUAAAGUUAAGGUAGUAUUUUGGUUUAUGCAUGUAACCUGAAGAAAGUUUACAAGUGUAUAUCAGAAAAGGGAAGUUGUGCCUUUUAUAGCUAUUACUGUCUGGUUUUAGCAAUUUCCUUUAACUUUAUAUACCGUGAACUCGGCUUGUUCAUUUUUUCUUACAUAAUUUUUUUGUAAUACUUCAAGAUGCCUAUUGUACAGCUGGUUUUUUAAGGUGGGGCAGCUCGUAGCUUUCCUAAAUGACCUCUAGACAGUAAAUACUCAAGUAGAUUCAUGUGAAACUGGGUUGGGCUUUUCUAACCUAAUGCUUUCAACCGGCAAAGUGGCCAUAAAAAUUGGGUUUUUUCUAAGGGCCCGGGUGGGUGGGAGAACACUCUCAAAUCUCAUUUCAGUAGAUCCAGAUGAAACAAAUCCUUUUGGUACAUUGCAAAAGCGUUGGAUAUGCAGAUUCAUAGAAAAUUAACCCAGUCCUAACUGGAUGUAAAUGAGCAGGUUAUUUUAUAUAUUGAAAAAAAAGAAGCCUGAUUUUUGCAUAAGAUGCAACAGCCAUAACACAAAGAGUCACGGGCUGCAUUGAUGCCAAGAAGAUCAGUCCUGACUGCCCAUCAGGAAAUUUUCAGGAAAAUAUGCAUAGCUUCAGAAAAGUUUACUUCUGUGUGGAGAAACUCCGUUUUCUAUACACGUAAAGCUGCCAUCACACAAGAAUUUCUGGAGCCCCAGGGACAGGGGAGGACCGAGCGCUCCCAGCGGCUGGGGCUGCUCUCCUGUAGGGUUCAGGAUCCUCCUCUCCGGGGACUUGUCCACGCAGCUGGGAUGGAUCUCCCAGCUCCGAACUCACCUGGUUAGAGACCCAGUUCCACAUCUCCACCCUCCACUGACUGCUCCAUCCUCUUUCCUGGAGAGCAGGAGAGCUCCGCUACUGAGUUCGUGGUCUUAGAGUUGUCCGUCAAACUUUGUCUUUGUAAGGCUGCAGCCCUUCACAUUGAAUUCCUGGCGUGCCAUAAAUUCCCAUAGGCCUUGUGGAUUUCUCCUUGUUGCCAUUGAUGAGGAUAUUUUCGACAUUUAGAAGCUGUAGUAGCCUUUUCUACGUGCACCUUAACAAUUUUCUGUAUCUCAAAACUGAAAUAUUUACUAUGCCACUCUAAAAUUUGAUUUUUACUCAAAGUGGCCAGAUCGUUUGUGUAAUAGAAAUGAGAAAGAUCGUCUGAGAAAAUACAAAACCUAAUAUAUUUUUAUAUUUAGUUAUAGUUUCAAAUAUGUAUAAUCGGUAUAUUCGCUGAUCCAAGAAAAAAAGGGAAGGGCUACUGCAGCUUUAAAAGCAAUUUAUUAAAUGAUUGUAAAAUAGCUUGUAUAGUGUAUAAUAAGGAUGAUUUUUAGAUGACAGAUUGCUUUAUCAUGAUACAUGUAAUUAUAUUUUUUGUAGGGGUCACAGAUAUGCUGAGUGGAAACCGUGGCGCGUGGUUUGGCCGGAGGCAGCACCGGGGCUGUCGGUGCUGGUAUCCAAAGAAGUGCUCUGUUGAGAGGGGAAACCUGUGCUCCUGGGUGUUUGUAGGGUUGGGUUGUGUUCAUGGAAUCACUGUGUACAAUUCCCGUUGGUUUGGGGGGAUACUCCUAUCUGUAUGGUCGGGAGCCGCUCCCGAGGCACGGCUGAACCAGACCCCGCUGCAAAACUGUCACAGCUCUGACAGCAAAAACAGCUUAGAAAUUGGGCAAUAAUCCACAUCCAGGUGCCAGCAAUAUGUAAAUACAGAGCGUGGGGUGUUCACAGCACAUUUCUACAUUGAGCAGACCUUGGUUUCCAACUGAAAUAGGAAACUCAAUUCUCAUCCUUUCUUAAAGCUCUUUUUGAAUGUUAUACCUAUUAAAAAAGAUCCUAUAUUCAGUACUUUGGAGUAAAAUAGCAUCUUUAAUAAAAUAAUCACUCUCUUCUUUGAUCUGUAAGGAAUAUGUACAUUUUGUAAUAGGUAAAGGUCAGGAUUUUAAUUACAACUUCCAGCCCAAGUCAUUGGGAAUCGUCCCGCACCCGUUUGCGAUACAGAUAGGAGUUUGUACUGGUGGGGCUGGGGGGUCCUGGGGAGGGGAAGCCUGCUCUUUCUUUGGAGAAUGUUUUAUAAACUUGCAUCCCCAGAGCCCUCAGUCGGAGCCUGGGGACAGCGUGUGCGGGUCGGGGUGCAGGGACCCCAAAUUGUCGUUUUUGCCAGCAAAAGCAACUGCAGUGAACUCCAGCAGGUGGUGGAGUCAGGGUUGGAACUGGAUGAGCUUUAAGAUCCCUUCCAACCCAAAUUCUGGGGUUCUGUGAUCCCCCCGUGAGAGAACCGGUCACAUAGGAGGAGAGGCUCUCUGCCCCUUGUGUCUGUUUGCCUGUAUAUUCAUUUUUAGUCUCUGGAUUUAGGGAGAGUCAGAGGAAACUGUGAUGUCCGAGGAAGAGUCGUCCUGUACAUGCUGUUCAGUUUAAACUUCACCAGUGAGACUCCGUAGUGCUGUAGCCAGCAGUGAGAAGUCCGUGUCCUGUUAUCCGUGGUCCGUGUAGCAGUGGGGAGUCCCUGCACUCUGGAUAAAGCAGGGAGAACUCGGCCUUGGCCCUUCAGUGCCUUAUCACAAAGUGCACGGAUCCGCCCGCAGGCGGGGGCAGCUCAGGACUCGCAAUGGCCUUAGGGGGACACCGGGACGGGGACAGGGACACGGGGGGGCGGGGGGCUGGGGACCGGUGCCAAUCGAUGCUGAAAAAUGACCUCGCCGUUUCCACAGGAAAAGGUAGGGAAGGAGGAAGUGCCUGGAUGAACACGGGCUGUGGGAACAUCCUGCGGCCAAACUCCAGAGAGGGAGGACUUCAGGGACAUGACUUAGAGUGAGGUUUUAUAAAGAUUGUAUUAUUAAAUCCCUGCAAGUGUUCGAGGCCUGCCUGGACGGGGCUUGGAGCAGCCUGGUCUGGUGGAAGGGGUGGAUAGAGGAGCUUUAGGGUCCCUUCCGACCCAGUCCAGGCUGGGAUUCGUGGUCACAGACCAGGCGCGCUCUGCCCCAUCCCAGUCUGCAGCCAGGGCUUGCUGAGCCAUCGAUGUCUCGUAGGAACCAAAUUUUCCGUGAAGGUCGAGGCCUCUCCAGAGGCCUCGUGUCCGAGGGAAGGCUGGGAGAGAGUGGGAGCGCCCCACCUCCAGCCCCCUGCCCACAGCAGAGGCAGCGAUGGGUCAUUACUCUAUUUUGUAUAUUAAACAAAAAGAUAUAUACUGGGGACAAAUCCUAUAUCAUACCAGUGUAUGGCAUUAUUAAAAAAAUCAUUAUUUUUAUCACAGCAAUUUUAAACAGCAUUAAAAAAAAAAUUAAACCAGUGACUCCUGUUUAAAAAUAAAAGUUGUAGUUUUUUAUUCAUGCUGAAUAAUUCUGUAGUAACAAGUCUGUAGUUUUCACCUACUCAGUGAAAUGUUGGACUGUAAAAGCUUGUGUGGAAUUGUUGAACAUUUAUUUUUUCAUUUAAAUUUGCUGUUCUGGUAAUACAAAGCCACACAUCUGUACAGAAGUUGCAGUAAAUGUGAGCCAUUUACAGCAAUGCCGAAUAAUGGACAGAAACCAUAUAAUAAAAUUCUGCUUUUUUCAUUAAAUGGCUCCAAAA
This is a messenger RNA of Zonotrichia leucophrys gambelii, 6653 nucleotides long. It is a transcript of the gene NR3C1, whose product is annotated as nuclear receptor subfamily 3 group C member 1. The coding region runs from base 322 to 2643 and encodes 773 amino acids. Gene Ontology annotation, molecular function: steroid binding; nuclear receptor activity; zinc ion binding. The transcript has 9 exons. Gene Ontology annotation, cellular component: chromatin; nucleus. NCBI's taxonomy places the organism in Eukaryota, Metazoa, Chordata, Aves, Passeriformes, Passerellidae. The record is from RefSeq and is a predicted model, not a curated record. Gene Ontology annotation, biological process: nuclear receptor-mediated glucocorticoid signaling pathway; regulation of transcription by RNA polymerase II.